Colletotrichum acutatum is the source of this 375-nucleotide messenger RNA. RefSeq lists its product as uncharacterized. Lineage: Eukaryota; Fungi; Ascomycota; Sordariomycetes; Glomerellales; Glomerellaceae. The transcript has a single exon. The record is from RefSeq and is a predicted model, not a curated record. Bases 144 to 338 code for a protein of 64 amino acids.
AUUCGCACGCCAUUCAGUACAGUCAUACUCAUAAUACUGACUACGCACCCAGGAGCCUUACUCAGUCAUUCUGAUUCCCCUGCAGCCUCCUCAUCUCAAAUUGUCUUGUUAUAUCUUAUUCUGUUAGCAUUUAUAUUCAUAGGAUGGCAGUAGGCCGAUCUAUGUCUGAUCUGGGCAGGUUAUUACAACACAGAAUUGGCUAUCAUAGCGCAGCACAUGGCCCUGCAGAUGCUGCGGGUUUCCGCAUCCUGGACACAGCUGGAUCUGCACGCGAACUCUUGACCGCAAACGGUCUUGGUCGGAUAGCGCACUCACAGACCAUCCAUCAUCGUCAUUGAAUUGCCAUUUCCGGUGAUACUUUGCCUUACCCAGGCC